Molecule: messenger RNA, 5490 nt
Organism: Poecile atricapillus (Black-capped chickadee)
Lineage: Eukaryota; Metazoa; Chordata; Aves; Passeriformes; Paridae
Gene: PGM2
Product: phosphoglucomutase 2
Exons: 14
Coding region: 90-1919 (609 amino acids)
Biological process (GO): carbohydrate metabolic process; purine ribonucleoside salvage
Molecular function (GO): magnesium ion binding; phosphopentomutase activity
Source: RefSeq, a predicted model, not a curated record
GGAGCAGGGGCGGUGCGGCGGGCGGAGCGGAGCGGCCGCGCUCCGGAAGAGGGAAGGAGCGGAGCGGCGGCGGCUGGGGCGGCAGCGGGAUGGCAGCGCGGGGUUCUGCAGGGGAGGCUGCGCUCCGCCGCCUGGCCGAACAGUGGCUGCUAUGGGAUAAGAAUCCAAAAACUUACGCAAUCGUGAAACAAUUGCUUGCGGAAGGAAAUGCCGGAGAACUGCAGAAAUACUUUGGCUCACGGAUGGAGUUUGGCACAGCAGGGCUCCGAGCUGCCAUGGGAGCAGGGAUUUCCCACAUGAAUGACUUGACUAUUAUCCAGACAACCCAGGGAUUUUGCAGGUACCUUGAGAAGAAUUUCAGUGACCUGAAAAAGAGAGGAGUUGUGAUUGGGUUUGAUGCUCGUGCUCAUCUUUCCAGUGGAGGUAGUAGCAAAAGGUUUGCAAGACUUGCUGCCAAUACCUUCAUCAGUCAGGGAGUUCCAGUUUAUCUAUUCUCUGAUAUAAUACCAACUCCCUUUGUGCCAUACACAGUAACUCAUCUGAAGCUUUGUGCUGGAAUUAUGGUUACUGCUUCCCAUAAUCCAAAACAAGACAAUGGUUACAAGGUUUACUGGGAAAACGGUGCUCAGAUCAUUUCUCCUCAUGACAAAGGAAUUUCUCAGGCUAUUGAGGAGAACCAAGAACCGUGGCCUCAGGCUUGGGAUGACAAACUGAUUGACAGCAGCUCACUACUUCAUGAUCCAUAUGCCAUGGUCAAUAAGGAGUAUUUCAAAGACAUACAGAAACAGUGCUUUUACAGGAAUAUAAACAAGGAAACAAACCUGAAAUUUGUUCAUACUUCUGUGCAUGGCGUAGGACAUAAAUUUGUGCAGUUGGCAUUCAAGGCAUUUGACCUCAGCCCUCCUUUUGCUGUUCCGGAGCAGAAAGAUCCUGAUCCAGAUUUUCCCACAGUGAAGUAUCCAAAUCCUGAAGAAGGCAAAGGUGUUCUGACAUUGUCUUUUGCUUUGGCUGAAAAAGAUGGGGCAAGAAUCAUUUUAGCAAAUGAUCCUGAUGCUGAUCGACUGGCAGUGGCAGAGAAACAAGAGAGCGGUGAAUGGAAAGUGUUUUCUGGAAAUGAACUAGGAGCUCUUUUAGGCUGGUGGAUCUUCACUUGCUGGAAAAAUAACAGUAGGGAUACUUGUGCCAUUAAAGAUGUCUACAUGUUAUCCAGUACUGUUUCUUCCAAAAUCCUGAGAGCAAUUGCACUAAAGGAAGGUUUUCACUUUGAGGAAACACUGACAGGUUUCAAGUGGAUGGGCAACCGUGCCAAACAGCUCAUGGACCAGGGGAAAGCUGUUCUUUUUGCAUUUGAAGAGGCUAUAGGAUAUAUGUGCUGUCCUGCUGUUCUGGACAAAGAUGGUGUCAGUGCUGCUGUUAUAACUGCAGAAAUGGCCAGCUUUUUGGCAACCAGGAAUUUGUCUUUGUCUCAGCAGCUGAAAGCUGUCUAUGAUGAAUACGGCUUCCAUAUUACCAAAGCUUCGUAUUUCAUCUGCCAUGAUCCUAAAGUUAUUCAACAGCUUUUUGACAACCUUAGAAAUUUUGAUGGAAAAAACACAUACCCAAAAUCUUGUGGUAGAUUUAAAGUUUCUGGAAUAAGGGAUCUAACUACUGGGUAUGAUAGCAGCCAGCCAGAUCAAAAGGCUAUACUUCCUACUAGUAAAAGCAGCCAAAUGAUAACAUUCACUUUUGCUAAUGGAGGAGUGGCCACAAUUAGAACCAGUGGGACGGAACCAAAGAUCAAAUACUAUUCUGAACUUUGUGCACCCCCUGGAAACAGUGAUGCUGAACAGCUGAAGAGGGAACUAGAUGAACUGGUCAAUGCUCUUGAAAAACACUUCUUUCAACCAGAAAAAAACAAACUUCAACGAAAGACUGAGUAAAAUAGCAAAAUAACUACCUUGAUUGGCUUUUGCAGCAUUAGAAGUGCAUUAUUUAAGGAGCUGAAGUUUUUUAGGACCAAAUGUCUGACAACUCUGACUAUAAAGACUUCUGCUUUUAAGAGUUACUUUGGGUACUCUUAGCUCUAGUAUCUUAUUUUGACAGGAAAGUACGUUUACCCUUAAUGGACCAAAAAACCCAUCAGUUGAACUAAAAGCUUUAUGAACUGAAAGUUGACUGCAAAUGUAUUUCAAUCAAAAUUUGUUUUAAUUAAAUAUAAGUAAUAUUCUGGUAUCUGAAACAGCCUAUUUUGUGGUGACUUGUUUCUUUUGUGUGCAUAUAAUCUGAAAACACUAUGCAACUUUGUCUAGGUUUAGAUCUGCAAAGCAAGUUCUCCUGUUAACAGGAAAUAUUUAAAGCCUGUGGUGAGAUGGACAAACUUGGGGCAGAUGAUUCAGAAGUAGUGAUCUUUUUGGCCCAAAUAAAUGAGAAACUCGCAGCAAAUUUGUUAAAUAUCUAUUUGCUGUGGGACUAUAUAUCAUAUUCCAGGCUAGAGACACAUAGUGUACUAAACUGUCUUUGAAUACCAUGAACCCGUUAAGAUAGUAUAUCUACAUACAGCACCUUUUUGUUGCCUCACUGAACACAGCUUAAUUAGUUCAAUCCAUAGCCCAAUUUUGGAGCCACUCACACUGUUUGCUGCCAUGACUUGGUGCAUAACUCUGUGUGUUUAAUUUAGAGCAGAAGUUUCCAUUUCAUUGCAUGCUCUUGUCUGUGCUUGCAAAGCCUGAGAGGGUUUUUUGGAGGUUGCCAGUUGACUUUAGUAUGGGGCUUUUCUGCAUUUUCAGUACUUGCUUUGGAUAUCAGUGUAGCAUUAAUAGUCAGAACCAUAGGUACAUACUUAGAAAUGCAAAAUUUCUAAGCUUGAUUAUCCUCCCUGAAUUCAAGUCCUCUGUGCUUGUUAUUUUCAGUGCAAUUUAUUUUCACUCCCUGGGGGGAGUGGAAGGACAAGAAGUUUUACAGUCUGAUGUACCACUGCAGAUCAUGUGCAGUCUUGUGGUGAGAGGCCUCAAAAAUAAGUCUGGGGAUGCUUCAGGGAUCUUUGGUGUUUUAUGACACCUUCUAAGAUAUGACAGCUGCCUCUCAAGUCAGCCUAGUUGAGUGAAUUAUGACCCAUCAGAAUGAAUACUUUCACGGCUCCAUGUGAAUGUCCCUGUACUUUUCCAGAGGGGAGUUUUCAUGCCUGAGCUAGUUGUGUAAGGGAGGACAUUGGCAUGAUAAAAAGCACUAUCCCAUCAUGCAGGAUCUGCUUACUGGCUUCCUCCUUGCUUGAAGGCAGACAGAGGAAUGGUUCUUCAGGAGGCAGGCUGGGGCAGUGCCUUCAAUUUGGGCAUUGAUGAGCUACACCCAGGGCUGGAAGAAGCUUUGUGGGUCUGUACAAGCCUGCAGCCUUGGGCUUCAACAGGGGAGGUUAUUCUUUCCCUCCACUCUGCUCUUGUGAAACCCCACCUGGAGUACUGCAUCCCAGCACAAGAAUGACAUGAACCUGUUAGAGUAGGUCCAGAGGAAAGCCAUGAAAACAGUCAGAGGGUUAGAAUACCUGCACUGGGAAAAAAGGCUGAGAGUGCUGAGACUGCUCAGCCUGUAGAAGAGGCUAUGAGAUCUUUCAAUAUAUGAAGAGAGCUUAUAAGAAGCACACUUUUUACCAGGGACUGUAGUGACAGGACAAAGGGAAACAGUUUUAAAGUGAAAGAGGAUAGAUUUAAUUGGAUACAAAGAAAGAUUUAUUUUUUUCAUACGGAGGGGCAUGAGAAAUGGGAACAAGUUGCCCGGCAAAGCUGUUGGAUGCCUGAAAGUGUUCAAGACUAGGUUGGAUGCAGCUUUGAGCAGUCUGAUCUGGUGGAAGGUGUCCCUGCUUCAUGUAGGGUGGUUGAACUAGGUGAUUUUUAAAGGGGACCUUCAGACUGAAACCAUUCCAUUAUUCCUUUUACUUUCAUUUUUAUUGGGAGGACUCACAUUUCUUUUGGUACAGAAUAUGUUAAAGGAUGCUUUACUGAAUUAAUGGGGAAGAACUGAAGACAGAGGACUAGAGGUCCUGAUUUUUUUAAUGUGUUUGUCUUAAAAUCACAGGCUAGAGAGACAUAUUUUACGUGUGCCAAAGCUGGAUUUGGAUUUUGCUAGUGUUAGAAGUCUGGAAGUGAGACCGGCAAUGCACUCAUGUGUACUGAAACAUCCUUAGUAUGGCUUUAGAGCAUCUUCAGAAACAGUACAGACAUUGGAUGAUGACCUAAUCUUUAUCAUUCUGUCUUCCUAAGGUAAAGGAAUUUAUUUGCUCCAUUCCUUUCUCUAUUCCAGACAGAAGUUCACAACUUGGGGGCGGGGGUUGUGUGACCAAAAAAAGCAGCUGCUUGAGCAAUUACAACAAACUGCAAAAUAACAAGAGAAAACUUGUUAUUGCUAAAGUCUUUACCAACUUUGUGUUGCAUCAGAGAAAGAGGAUCUAGUACUGAAGUAAAGAAUCAAAACAAAGGCAGCAAGAGUAUAGCAAAGAGAGAAGUUAGUAUUGCAAGUCAGAAUGGGUGUUAAGCUUCAGUUUCUUCAGAGCUGGUCUAAUUCUUACACUAAAGUGUUGUGUAAGAUAAUGAAGCCUACUUAGACAGUAUUAGUCUCAAGAUAGCUAUUAAAACAGAGACAAAUGUAAUUUACAAAAGAGCAGCCUUCACCUGGGUGCAGGUGUACUAGUGUUUUAUCCAGAAAUGGGAAUUGCCACGACUGGAAUGAAGACUGCUUGCAGUCCAGACUGAACUCAGGCAUACGGGAAUUCUUGGCUGUUUCUAGAGAAAGACACAUCCCUACAUUACCAAAAACAUGUAAAACGAGCCUGUUUCAUAUAACAGAUGAAAACACAAUUCCAGUAACAGUUGUAAACAUUGAUCCUAUAAGGGAUUAGGCCUAUGGGACUAGAGGGAAGGGCUGAGAAAGAUUAGCAUAGUACUCCAAACUCUGCCAAAAUAAAACCCCAAACAGUAAUGCUUCAGGAGUAGACCAAUGGACUUCACCUAAAGGUUAUUAGUUUUUUUACAAGCCCAGUUUCAUAAAUUUUACGGAAUGAUUUAAAAUUCAGGGAUGGAUUGAAACAGUUUGGCUGGAAGGAAGUAAAUACAUUCCAUCUUCCUUACAGGCUAUGAACUUGGCAUAUUAUCUAAAAAUACUCUUAUGAUACUCAAGUACUGUACUUGAGUUGCAAAAGGAUUUAUUUGAUAAUUUUGCUAUAUACAACAAAUCAAAUUUGCUAUAUACAACAAAUACAAGGAUAACUGGAAUUCAUUGCAAGGGAAGAUUUAUUAUAUAAGAAAUUUUCAUGUUGUUCAAAUGUGUGCUUGAAUAUGAAACUGAUUUACCUACAAAGUUUCUGUAAAUAAAGUUUUUCUUCUUGCCAAUUCUUUUAAAAGUUCCAGAGGUCAUGGCUUUUAUUUUCACAUACCACCAACAAGCAACUCUUAUAUCCUUGAUUAACAAUCACUGUAAAUAGUAAUAUUAAUAUGGAAUUAAAUUAACAGUUGUUAACCAACA